Molecule: messenger RNA, 3404 nt
Organism: Betta splendens (Siamese fighting fish)
Lineage: Eukaryota; Metazoa; Chordata; Actinopteri; Anabantiformes; Osphronemidae
Gene: mvb12ba
Product: multivesicular body subunit 12Ba
Exons: 10
Coding region: 285-1172 (295 amino acids)
Biological process (GO): viral budding; virus maturation; regulation of epidermal growth factor receptor signaling pathway
Cellular component (GO): ESCRT I complex; late endosome
Source: RefSeq, a predicted model, not a curated record
GUUCAGUGCGUAGACACGAGGCGGGGGUGGAGGCGACGGUUCCUCCAGUUGGAGGGUCGCUCCCGCAGCAGCUUCAUCAGAAACCUAGCUUCAGAAACCGCUAGCUGGAGAACCGCUAUGCUAAUAUACACACGGCAGCUGGCGUUUUGUUUCGCUCCGUUAAAUACACUUAUUCCACAAAGACCGGUCUUUCUGGAACUGUGAAAAAGGAGCGAAAGAGAAUUAACUCUAAGACACAAAGACCGGUCGUGUCCGACUAAUAUUCUCGCUGGAACUCUACAGAAAUGCCUGAGGUUCGAGAUCUGUCUGAAGCUUUGCCAGAGAUGCCCAUGGAUCCAAUCACAGGAGUGGGAGUAGUAGCCUCCAGGAACAGGGCACCCACUGGAUAUGAUGUGGUCUCUACAACAACAGAUGGCCUGGAUGCUGACCUGUGGAAAGAUGGCCUUUUCAAAUCCAAAGUGACUCGCUACCUCUGCUUCACCAGAGUCUUUUCUAAAGAAAAUAGUCAUUUAGGCAAUGUUCUUGUGGACAUGAAGCUGAUAGACAUAAAAGACACUCUGCCUGUGGGCUUCAUCCCAAUCCAGGAGACUGUUGACACUCAGGAACAGGCCUUUAGGAAGAGGAGACUCUGCAUUAAAUUCAUCCCAAGGGAUUCCACAGAGGCAGCCAUCUGUGACAUCCGCAUUCUGGGACGCUCGAAACAGGCUCCUCCACAAUAUACAUUUAUAGGGGAGCUGAACAACAUGGGGAUCUGGUAUCGAAUGGGGAACGUCCCUCGGGCCCAGGACUCCACACACACACCUAGUACCAACAACAUCCAGAAUUUGAACUCCUCCUCCAGCUCAGUGCCAGUCGCACCAGCUCCUAUGCUCAAGCAUAUUUCAAUGACGCUACCAGCCAGCUUCAGAGGGAAAAACACCACAAGACCAGACUAUGAACACCAGAACUCCAACCUCUAUGCGAUUUCAGCAAUGGACGGAGUGCCUUUCAUGAUUUCUGAGAAGUUUGCAUGUGCUUCAUCUGAUCUGCAGCAGGUGGAUCUGAUGGGCAUCACAAUAAAGUCAGUGGCUGAUAUUGAGAAAGAAUAUGAUUACAGCUUCCGUACAGAGCACAGUGCAGCUGCUCGCCUUCCUCCCAGUCCCACACGGACCUCCCUGAGCUCGGAAGCCUGAACACCUUCUCCUAACUCUAGUUUGUCAACAUUCUCACCUAUAACAUCCAGCUGAGGAGAUCUGCACACAACUACUGGCUUGCCUACAAGGGACAAUGACAAAAAAACAAAAAAUAAAAAUCUUGUGGUCUGUCUGUGUCAUGAACUGAAUGGUCUUAAAGAAACCACUAUGUACAGUGUUGAUGAGCUGAGGAACUGGACAAAAUGCUCCUUUCCUGCUCUAAGAAUGACCACAAUGACUACAACCCUUCUGACUGACAAGAUAAAAGGAAACACUAUUCUGACGAAGGAAGACGCCUUUUAGGACCAUUUUAGAGUCUGUCAGCAUGUCAGCAUGUGAGCCUUCAUUUCUUUGUGACCCACUACAAUGCAAAUUAUCUUUAUUUGUCUGUUGAAAACAUAAAAAGAAAAAUGGGAUUUUAUUUUCAGCUUGUACUGUUGUUGUUUAUGGACAGCGAUUUUCUAGAUGUUACAGUUGCAUAGUGUUCUGAUGUGUACUUGCUGUUUGCUGUCUCUGUACAUGUUACAUAUAAAACCACUGUUAUAGGUUCAUGAUUAUUCACCUCUGACUGCUCGAUAGAGUUGUAACGACUCUUGAGACUAAAAUGGCACAUGUCCACAGUUUUAUAUGUUGGAUUCUCUCACAUAUAAUUUGGCAUCCUUUCUGCCCCCUCUUCUUGUAGUAAGAGGAACUGAACUGUCUCUUGCCUUUGUGGACUGACUAACAAUAUGUCCAUAGUUGUAUUAGCAUUCUGUCAGUCGCUCCAUUGUUUUGAGUGUAGAUCAUUUGUGUUAUUAGACAUUCAGGGGCAAUAACGACUUUAGGUCAUGUUUUUAAAAGCCCUUCACCUAAAUCUAAUUUCUAACUUGGAACUGUGGAUUUGGAAAAUUGUUACACCGCUACUGCUGGACUCCAUAUAGAACUCCUCAUUUAUGUUCAUGCCUCCAUUUGGCAGAUACAGCCUAAGUGAAAAUGGACGGCUCUAAUGUGUAUUUUGUUUUACUGGUUGGUUGCACACUUUUUCCCUGUUUGCUGUUACAAAGCCCCUGGAGGCUUCUUGAGAAAUGCUGACAUAAUCAUAAGUGACAGCGUUAUUGUAGCAUCUCUCUUUAUACUGGAGCCACAGAAAUGGAUGUGAGUCAUUCAGCAAGUCAUUUGACAACACUGAGCCUAGAGGUUUGUCUAUUAUUAGUAUUAGUAUAAACAGUGUAUGUUGUUAGUGUGCUAACUGUGUUGACUAAUGUUUAUAGCUAUACAUUUAAGUUCAGAUUCAUCCUCCCCUACUAUUGUUUGCAGCUAUAUCAUGCUUGUGCCAUGUAGAUUUUCAUUACAUCUGGAUAAGUCGACCAUUUUGUGAUUUUUAUUUUAUUUUUGAGUUUUGGGUUUAACAAUUAUUGACACAUUUGACAGGUGGCAUAACCAGUUUUGUUUGAAGGACCUUACUUUGUAUUGGUCUGACUAUAAGUACUCAACAUCCCAGAAUCCCAUUGUCCGCAACCGCUUGAAAAAUUAUUCUUUCUAAAUAGAAGACUGUGUUUGGUUCACCUGCUCCUACACGUCCUUGUACACAUCAGUAUGAUCACAAGUUCACAGUCACAAAUUUGCCAGAAUAAACUGAAUCAACUUGAUGCAAUUAUUGAUGUAGAAGCUCACGUCUCAGCAGAUCAAGGAUUUAUUUGUGUGUAUUGUUUUUCUUGGUAAAUAUACAGUGUACCACAUGGCAUUUCUUAGUUUUACUACUUGAUUUGUACUGUGAUUACUUACAGAAUAUUGCAGUGUGAUACCUAGCCCUACUUUUUAUAUUAUAAGAUCUAUCUUUACUGUUUAAACUAACUUUCUAUGUGUGAUGUUGAACAAGGGCAAAUUGUUUAUCGUAUUUGAACAAAAGCAAAGUAGUAAAGCCAAAAGUCUAAUGUAUUUGAGUUUUAAUAGUAACUUGUCUGGUUGGGGGUCAAAUUGAGUUUAUAUUGCAUGUUUAUUUUUCAUUCAUUCAUUCAUUCAUUCUAAAUUGAACUUGUUGGUUAAAAAAUCAUUAGCUUGAAUAAGAGAUAGUUUGUUUAAUGAUCACUUUCAGUAUUUUUCUUUUUUAAUCAGUUUGACAUGAGAUCGCUCAUCAGAAUCACUAGAAUCACUAGAGAUCAGUUCCAACAGUGACUAGUCUGUAUGACAUGUCCAAAAACAUUGUUCUUCCUGAAAUACAAACGUCAUAUAACAACGCUGGUAAAUCACUAA